AUGGGAAUUGAAUCAAUUGAUUCAUCUAUCAAUGUAAUUGAGGAAGAGGUCAGUCACCACCCAACACUCAUUGCUUGCCACUGUGAAGGUAGAGGGUCGAAGUUCUGGGCUGAUAGCAAUCUCCGGUCAAAAUUUUGGGGGCGAUCAAUUCAGCUUGACCCUGUUGGAGUUCUAAGCGUGGAGUUUGAUGAUGGUUAAAUUUUCUAGUGGAGCAAGGUCACAACAAAUAUAUAUAAUCUCAUUCUCAGUAAACUUUAUUGUGACCACCAUGGUACAAUGCACAUACGGGGUAAUCGUGAGUAUUCAUGCAAACUGAAGUUCAAAGAGCAAUCCAUUCUUGACCGAAAUCCUCACCAGGAGAAGCUCCCACCCACGGAUUCCAGACUCAGGCCAGACCAGCGGCACCUGGAGAAUGGAGAAUAUGAAAAGGCGAAUGCAGAGAAGAAGCGGUUGGAAAGAAGGCAAAGAAUGUGCUCAGUGCUGAUAAGCUUCUGGCGGGUUCGUCAUGCAUGGCAUAAAAACUUGGUAAACAAAUGUUUGGACGAUGAGAUGCGAGCUACAAUAUCAAGAAGGCUUCAUCAGGCAGUAGAUGACAUAUGUCAACGACGAGGAACAGAUGGUUUGUUUGUGGAUUUCAUGGAAGAUUUUGUUGAUGCAUCAGAUUUUGUGGAUUACUUUAAGGCAACCUGA
Messenger RNA from Rosa chinensis, 690 nucleotides. RefSeq names its product oxysterol-binding protein-related protein 2A. Gene Ontology annotation, molecular function: sterol binding. Gene Ontology annotation, cellular component: membrane; cytosol; intracellular membrane-bounded organelle. The record is from RefSeq and is a predicted model, not a curated record. Lineage: Eukaryota; Viridiplantae; Streptophyta; Magnoliopsida; Rosales; Rosaceae. The transcript is spliced from 5 exons.